Solea senegalensis (Senegalese sole) is the source of this 4019-nucleotide messenger RNA. RefSeq names its product cilia- and flagella-associated protein 251-like. The record is from RefSeq and is a predicted model, not a curated record. NCBI's taxonomy places the organism in Eukaryota, Metazoa, Chordata, Actinopteri, Pleuronectiformes, Soleidae. The transcript has 5 exons. The coding region runs from base 96 to 1256 and encodes 386 amino acids.
UGCUUUGUGUGUGUGUGUGUGUGUGUGUGUGAGAGAGAGUCUCCAGUCCGUUAUUUGAAGGUUGUCUCGUGCAGGAGUGUCACUCUCCAGACCUUAUGGGACUUCUGAUAACCGCAGUGUUCCUCUGUGCUGCAGUCGGAGUGGGAAGCCGGCCAGUGACCUCACCCCACAGUGAUGCCAAGGUGCAGGUUGAAUGUAUCAUUGAAGAGACGCUGAAUGAGAAUGGGUCACAUGAUGAGUGUGGGCCACAGCUGGCAGAGGAACUCGACAAAGUGCAGAGACAUGAGGGUCUGCUGAGGGAGCUCCAGAGGCUGGCUGACCAUGAGAGAGAGAGGGAGCGUCAGCAUUACGACUACGACUUUGAGCAAAGGGACGAGGAAGAGGAGGAGGAGAGAGAAACUACUGACCAUUUGAACAAGACAGACGGAGAGGACACCAAAGAGUUGAUGGAGAAGCCACGAAUCGAGGACAGAGGGAGAGAUGAUGAAGAGGAGAGAGCCAGGGAGCUUGAGGAACUGCUGGCUGAAGAGAUAACUAAGAAAGGGAAGGAGGAGAGGAAUGAUGAAGAGCUAAAAGAGCUGCUGAAAGAGUUGAAAAAGAGGCGAUAUGAGGCUGUGAGGGAGAGAGAGAUCCAGAGAGGCUCAGAGCUAGAGCAGGGGAAAGAGAAGAAGAAAAAGGACAAAGACAAUGAAGAACAAUCAGUGGAGAAGCAAAGGGUUGAAGAGAGGAGGAAGAACAAGGUGGAGUUGAUGGUGGAAAAGGAGAAGGUGGAAAAUGAGCUGAAGGAGCUUCUCAAAGAGCAAGAUAACAAGAACAAGCUGCAACAGGAGCAGGAGUGGAAGGAGAAGCAAGAGGAGCUGGAUGAACUUGAGAGGAAGAUGAAGCAUGUGCAGCAGGAGGAGGAUAUUCAGGGCAGAACAGAAGGUGACUCGCAGGUGGAAGAGAAGACUGUAAAGGAUGAGGGAGAACGAGUUAAGGAGACUGAGGGUAAAGCAGGAGCAUACCAGAUGAAGGAGCCCCAACAGAAGAGGGUGAUGGAGAAAGCCAGCGAUGAAGCCACACGGCAGUUUGAGCAGGAACACUACAAGAAUCAGGAGGAAGAGGAGGAGGAAUACGUCAGACAGGAUGAAAAGGGGCAAGAGGAAGAAGACAACGAUGAGGCUGUUGAGGAAGAAGAUGAAGGCGAGGAGCUGCUGGAGAUUGAGGCCGAGCUGCAAAAGGUGGCAGCAGAACUGAGAGAGCUUCGCAGAGGAUGAGUCGCACACACACAGAUGCUGAUAGGACUCUUUGUUUUAUUCACAUUCACACAUUCACGAGAAACAUCAGUGUACGUACGCUUUAAGAUGGUCUGGAACAGGUCACUGUUUCCCCAGUGCUCGUUCAGAUGUCUGCAGCUCCAUGUGUCUCAUGUCCCUCAUGGAGACAUGAGACACAUGGAGCUCAUGUCUCCAUGUGUCUCCAUGUGUCUCAUGAGUACUGGCACUCACUCAGUGCGUUUCAUGUCAGUGAACUGAACUUUAAGUCUUAUGUGUAUUUGAAGUAUUUGAAGUAUUGAUUAUUUGAUAUUUCACUGACGACUGCUGUAUGUGUAAACUGAUGGUGACUCUUCUACACUGGUCAUUAUCAUCAUCUUUUGGCUCAUGCACUGUUAAAAACAAGACUGUUUGAUUUGAACCACGGUGACGCGAGCACAACAUGUCAAAUGUAAGCUGAACGCUGAGUUUCCCAGCACGUGGUUAGUGUGCAGUGAAAGGACGAGAUGUACUCAGAGCUUACGAGGUCUUAAAAGUGUCACUUCAGGUUCUCAGUCAGCUUUGCACUCUUAUCUUAACAUGCCACGGAGGAGCCAAGCGCAGAGUGACUCACUAAAGCCAUCUGUUGUCUGGUAACAGCUGACAGUCACUGAUAAACUCAUGUCAUCUGUGUACAUAUCAGCUGCCAUAAGCCCCUUUCCACUUGCAUGUUCUCCCCGUGUGUGCGUGGGUUUUCUCUGGGUUCUCCGGGUUCUCCUGGUUCUGCCCGCACAGUCCAAAAACAUGCAACAUGGGGAUCAGGUGAAUUGGUCGUAGGUGUGAGGGUGAAGUCCAGUGACUGUGUCAGACGGCGUCUGUGCUCCUGUCAUGGAGGAAGAACUGAACUCACCAGUAUGUUGUGUGUGUGUGUGUGUGUGUGUGUGUGUGCGAGUGUGCGAGUGUGCGAGUGAGUGAUGGAAACACAACCAGAACUGUGGUGAGACAGUGGUGAGACAGGUGAGCUGAGCUUAGACCAUGUAGUGGAAACACAGCAAUAGUCUUUCUGCCAAUGUCAUAGAAAUGAUGAGUCACAGCGCCCCCAAGAGGACUCUGUGUGGACAUGCACAUGGUGCAAAUUUAACAGGGUUACAGUGGAAGCCCACUUCACUGCAAUAAUACAAUGCAGAAAACAGCACAUGGGGAUGCAAUAAUUAUUCCAAUAAGUCAUAACUUCAUAUAUUUUAAUAUGUAAACAAAGUGCCAAUAUUUACAGUUUAUAUUGACACAGCAUCUGCUCAGAAACCAUCAUGAAGCAACACUAACGUCUAUCCCAAAGAGUAGAUUUGUGUUCACUGAGGAAUAAAUAAAAAAUUUGUCAUUUUUAAUUUUCUGUUAAUAUUAAGAAUAUUGGCUUUUUUUUAUACCAAUAUUCAAUGUGCUGAUGUUGUCCAACACUUAAUUUCCAAUUCAAAUAUCAACUGAUACGAUACCGAUAUAUAUACAGGCUUAUUCCCCACAAAACUCACAUCACAUAUUUCCUGUUGUGGAAUUAAAACAUAUUGCCUACUUUUAUGUCCAUAUAAAGAUCUAUAAAAACCUCUUUUAGAUCAUUAUAUUCUAUUUUUUUAAUUCAUGGAGUUUCACAUUUGUAAAACCGUCCUAAAGGCCAUGAAAAGCCCAGAGUGACGUCACGGCUGUGUACGAGCACAGCAAAGCGCAGUCAUGUGACGUCACGGCUGUGUACGAGCACAGCAAAGCGUGGUCAUGUGACGUCUCGUGAACGACGCUACUGUCAGUGAACGUACGAAAUUAAAACUUUAUGAGAAAUGAGGUUUUAGUUAUUUAUUUGUCGCUCAGUAGGAUUUAUUUUACAACUUAUUAUCAAUGUAUUAACGAGCUGCUGUGUGGAUUCACUGACAUGCUGCACUUUAUCACUUUGUUGUAUAAAUAUUUAAAAUUACAUACAAGUUUUAUGACGUCAAAUAAACAUAAUUACAGAAUGAACAGAAACAUGUUCUACUCUGUACACACUGUAGGGUUUUUUUCAGUUUACAGCAACUUUCAUCAUUAUCAUACAGUAAAUGCAUUAUAAAUAUACUAAAUACUAAAUAUAGCAUUGUAAAAAUAACACCUAUUGAAAUAUGUUAUAUUAAAUGCUUAAAUAUCACAGCAAACACAACUGUGUGACUCCCAUCAUGCCUUUGGCUGCUCAUGCACGAUGAUGGGAGUAACCCUACCGUUGUUGUACUGUUUUCAUACAUGUUACACUAGAUUACUGCUACCUUUGUGUUUGUCUGUUGUGAGUGUUCAUGCAGUUCAUGCAGUUUCUAAAUCAACGCUGUGACUGUUAUAGAAAUAAAAGGCACUUUUACCUCGAAUCAGUUAUUGCUUACUGCGUCUCGAGCUCGCCACAAUAUACACCGAGCAUUUCAUCGCACAUUUUGGCGAAAUCCAGGUAUUACUUUGUUGGGUUUUCAUUUUCGACACAAAAACUGAUAUUACAUUAAUAGGCUAAUCUUGUCUGAUAUUAUCGGACAUCCCUGGUUGAUAUACAGUACAAGUGCAAAAUAUCCCCACAUAAUGUAUUUUACAAACAAGCAAGAAUGACGUGUUACUUUCUGCGCAUAGAGGACAUUUCAAGUAACGGUAAAAGGAAAAUAAAGGAAAAUACAACCCUGAAACAUGAUUUGUAAUACUACUGGCUGCUCAAAGUGCUCUAUGCUGUGCCUGGUGUAUCUUCUUCUUAUGCUACCUGUCAAUCAAUAAAUGGAAAAUGGUUUCAACCAG